Messenger RNA from Saprolegnia parasitica CBS 223.65, 932 nucleotides. RefSeq lists its product as hypothetical. The record is from RefSeq and is a predicted model, not a curated record. Lineage: Eukaryota; Oomycota; Saprolegniomycetes; Saprolegniales; Saprolegniaceae. The transcript has a single exon. Gene Ontology annotation, molecular function: FAD binding; oxidoreductase activity. The annotation marks the transcript as partial.
CCAUGGCCGACGGCAGCAGCGACGCGACGCGCAAUGCGAUCCUUCUCGUCAUGGUGACCAUCGUGGUCACCAAGGUGCUCGACGUGCUCUACAAGCGGUACCAGGCUGCGCAGAAGGCCAAGCUCGUGACUCUCCAGCCGGACGCGACGGUCAUGCUCGAACUCGUCGAGAAGGAGGAACUCUCGGCCGACACGCGCCGCUUCCGCCUCGCAUUGCCGUCGCCCGAGCAUGUGCUCGGCCUUCCGGUCGGCCAGCACAUCUCGCUGCGCUACACGGACGCCGAGGGCAAGCUCGUGCUCCGCUCGUACACGCCCGUGAGCUCGGAUGACGUCAAGGGUUACGUCGACCUCGUCGUCAAGGUCUACUUUAAGAACGUGCACCCCAAGUUCCCGGACGGUGGCAAGAUGUCGCAGUACCUUGAGAACAUGGCGAUCGGCGACCGUAUCGAGGUCUCGGGCCCCAAGGGCAAGCUCACGUAUGUCGGCAAGGGCGAGUGCCACUUCAAGCACCGCGUCAAGGACACGACCAUCGAGGUGCGCAAGGCGACUAAGAUUGGCAUGAUUGCGGGUGGCACCGGCAUCACGCCGAUGCUCCAGGUCAUCCGCUACGCGCUCCGGGACCCAAGCGAGACGACCGAGUUCCACAUUUUGUUUGCGAACCAGACCGAAGACGACAUCUUGCUGCGUGACGAGCUCGACGCGAUGACGCGCAACUACACAAACGUCAAGGUGUGGUACACGGUCGACCGCCCGAAAGACAACUGGGCGUUCUCGAGCGGCUUUGUCAACAAGGAGAUGCUCGCCGCGCACAUGCCGGCGCCGGGCCCGCACACGCAGAUCUUUAUGUGCGGCCCGCCGCCGAUGCUCAAGUUUGCCGUCAUGCCCGCGCUCGAGGAGCUUGGGUACACGCCCGGUAUGCUCUUUACCUUCUAA